AUGUCCAUCAAGUUUGUUACAACACGCUUUUACUCACAAAUUAGAACUCAAGUCUGUGCUUUCAGUGGUUUCAAAAUUCCAGUUGCCAAGGGACGUAAAUAUGUACGUUUAGACCUUAAAAGUUUCACUUUUAUUAACAAGAAAUCUCUUAUGCAAUUCUUAAGAAAGACUAAUCCAAGAAAGGUAUUCUGGACUGCCAUUUACAGACAAUUAAAUAAGAAAGGACAACAAAAUGAACUUGUCGAAAAGAAGAAGACUAGAAGAGUAAUUAAAGUUAAUAGAGGAUAUGCUGGUAUUUCUGCAGAAGAAAUUGCUAAAAGAAAACAAACUCAAUCAUCUGAAGUUCUUGCUAAGAAGAGAAACGCUGCCAUUAAGGAGAUUAAAGAAAAGAAAGCUGAAAAUGCUGCAAAGAAAGAAGCUGCAAGAAAAGAAGCUAAGGCUAAUGGAAAGAAAGCUACUAACACUUAUAAGAAGUCAAAUGCUAAGCUUCCAAAGGCUGGACAUGCUAACUUCAAUUCUAGAUGA
Entamoeba dispar SAW760 is the source of this 525-nucleotide messenger RNA. RefSeq names its product 60S ribosomal protein L24, putative. The record is from RefSeq and is a predicted model, not a curated record. The transcript has 2 exons. Bases 1 to 525 code for a protein of 174 amino acids. Gene Ontology annotation, biological process: cytoplasmic translation. Gene Ontology annotation, cellular component: cytosolic large ribosomal subunit. Gene Ontology annotation, molecular function: structural constituent of ribosome; mRNA binding. Lineage: Eukaryota; Evosea; Mastigamoebida; Endamoebidae.